AUGGCGAGCCGCCAGGUGCUCGAUGACCAAAACAAAAUGGUGAUGGCCGCGUCUAAGAUCACCAUGGUCUCUGACAGCGAUCAGAGGGUAGCCUCCAUCAACCACCGCGUCUACCCGCCGGCGACCAAUAACCUGAGUAAACUCAAGGUCCUAUCAUUCCUGAGUCACAAGUUUAAAGAAGAGUCCAAAAAAUCUGUGGCCUUGCUAAAUGAAAAGAUAUUACAGUUGACAAACGAAGUGGAUUAUCUCAAACAGAAGUUGGCGAUACCUAAUCAAUAUAUAGCUAAACCAGUUGCUAGAGAGAAAAACUUGGAUGUCUUACCAUUCACACAAGUUUCUUCAACAUGCUCAUCUGGCAUAGGAAAUUUGAGUUUGGCUAAAAUACAAGAUCAGCAAGAACAACAAGACAUUAAACUUAAAAAGCAAAGGAUUCGUCAAGCUGCUUCUAAACAACCGAACCCAGAUCCAUUAGAAUGCAACCAGACAAAACAGCGGAGAACUAGUAUUACACAAACUCAAUCAGCUAAAAUAGGAAAAAUGCAAGAAUUGUCUUUGAUCACAACAGAUGAUGCAUAUUACACAUGCCUAGGAAAUUAUGAUCCUACAAAAGAUGAACCAGUUUCCAAAAAUACUAAGAGCAAUUUAGAAACACCAAGUUGGAGGGUUAUAAAAUAUUCUGGUAGGCGUUCUGUAAAAGGCACAGAAAUAAUGUCCGAUCGUAUCUUUGAAAAGAGACAUCAUAAACAUGAGCAAAAGGAACAAAUAUGUAAAAGACGGGAUUUGCGACGAUUGAGGGAAUUAAUACGAGUAGAAAAUUUGAAGCAAGGUCGAUAUAAACACCAUUCACAGAAAUCUAAUAAUAAAAAAGAAUUGACAACUUUAUUGCCCAGUCCAUCGAACAUUAAAGCAAUUGAAAUCACAGAUAAAUUACCUGUGUCUGCAUUUGAAUGCAAUUUAUAUAACUUGUAUUGUUAAUUACUACCUAGU
Messenger RNA from Metopolophium dirhodum (rose-grain aphid), 987 nucleotides. RefSeq names its product protein male-specific lethal-1-like. NCBI's taxonomy places the organism in Eukaryota, Metazoa, Arthropoda, Insecta, Hemiptera, Aphididae. The record is from RefSeq and is a predicted model, not a curated record. Bases 1 to 975 code for a protein of 324 amino acids. Gene Ontology annotation, cellular component: MSL complex. The transcript is spliced from 6 exons.